Molecule: messenger RNA, 1368 nt
Organism: Penicillium verhagenii
Lineage: Eukaryota; Fungi; Ascomycota; Eurotiomycetes; Eurotiales; Aspergillaceae
Product: glycosyltransferase family 31 protein
Exons: 2
Coding region: 1-1368 (455 amino acids)
Cellular component (GO): membrane
Molecular function (GO): glycosyltransferase activity
Source: RefSeq, a predicted model, not a curated record
AUGGUCCCCCGGCGACGAGUAAGCCGCCGGUUCCUCGCCAUCGCCGCCAUCACCGCCCUCUUCCUCCUCUACCACUUCACCUCCCUACAAUCAACCCUCACACCGCAGCCAACCCGCUUCCGCUACUCAGGCUCCCGCACAAACAAAUAUACCACCAGCAAUGCCGACACCGAACAAACAACCGGCGAGCCGGACCCCAUCUGCCCCCCUCUCCCCGGCAUCGAAGAUGUCCUGGUCGUCAUGAAAACCGGCGUCACAGAGUCCCGCGACAAAGUCCCCAUCCACUUCUCCACCACCCUCCGCUGCAUCCCCCACUACGUCAUCUACUCGGACUUCGAAGAGGAAAUCGAGGGCGUAACCAUCCACGAUGCGCUCCGCACCAUGGACCGCGACGUCACGCAGCAAGUCGAGGACUUCGACCUCUACAACCGGCUGAAGAAGCUCGGGCGCGAAGGCCUGGAACAGGGCGACUUUGCCGACGAGGCCAACUCCGCCAUCGGCAAGCCGAACAACCCGGGCUGGAAACUGGAUAAAUGGAAGUUCUUGCCCAUGGCCCAGGAGGCGUAUGCGUACAAGUCCGACGCCAAGUGGUUCAUUUUCAUGGAGGCUGAUACGUAUAUUUCGUGGCCGACGGUGUUGGCUUGGCUUGCGCGCUUCGAUCCCACGAAGCCUGUGUACUUGGGCACGGAGACGCAGAUUGCGGAUACGAUCUUUGCGCACGGGGGCUCGGGCUUUAUGCUUUCGAAUCCGGCGCUCAGGGCUGCGUCGGAUGAGUAUGAGCGGCGGAGGGCGGAUCUGGAUGAUUAUACGAAUGGGCACUGGGCGGGUGAUUGCGUUUUGGGUCGGGUUCUUGCGGAUGUGGGCGUUGAUUUGCAUUUCUCGUGGCCCAUCUUGCAGAAUUCGAACUUGGGUGAGUUAGAUGAGUUUGCGACGGACUUGUACCGUUUGCCGUGGUGUUAUAUUGCUGUUGGGUUUCACCAUCUUUCUCCGGCGGAUAUUGAGGGAUUGUGGAAAUUUGAGCAGAAACGUUGGCAUGAUAAAAAUAAACGUAUCCUUCUUCAUAGCGAUGUGUUCCGCGAAUGGCUGUACCCCGAAAUGCUUGCCCAGCCUACAAGGUUAGACUGGGACAACUUUUCAGACGAGGAACAGCCAUAUGCGACGACCUUUGAGCAUUGUCGCCAGGUCUGUGAAACUGAGAAGAAGUGCGUGCAGUUCUCCUUCCGGGACGGCACAUGCUUCACGGGCAAUAGACCCCGUCUGGGUGUUUCGCGACCUGGCAGCAAUGCAGCCUCAGGAUGGCUGACUAGUCGCGUCCGGGGGAUGAUGGAUGUAAGUGGAUCAUGUCGGGCUCCUGAAUAUGGUGAUUAA